AUGUUUCAUCAAUUUAGAGUAAAUCCAGAACAUCGCGAUUUCUUAAGGUUCCUGUGGUGGAAAGGCGGUAAUUGUAAUGACGUUGUUGAAGAGUAUCGCAUGACUGUUCAUUUAUUUGGAGCAGCAUCGUCUCCCGGUUGUGCUAAUUUUGCUCUGAAACAGGUAGCUUCUGACUAUGCGGCUGAGUUCGGUCCCGAUGUGGCAAGUUUCAUUAGGCGAGAUUUCUAUGUUGAUGAUGGCCUUAAGGCUGUGCCUUCUGUCCAAGAUGCCAUAAGUCUGAUAGAUAGAAGUAGAGAGAUGUGUCUUAAGGGUGGUUUACAUUUACACAAGUUCUUGUCAAAUUCCAAGGAGGUACUAAGUCAUGUACCAGUCAGUGAUAGAUCCAAUGCGUUAAAAGAUAAUGAUUUGAUGUGUGAUGAUUUGCCAGUUGAACGUGCUUUAGGUAUCCAGUGGUGCGUGGAGUCUGAUACCUUUCAGUUUCGUAUUACUCUGAAGGACAAACCUUUCUCUCGACGUGGUGUUCUGUCGACCUUGAGUUCUGUUUAUGAUCCUCUUGGUUUUCUAUCACCUGUUAUUUUGGUAGGUAAGCAAAUGCUUCAGCAAAUGUGUAAGGACCAAAUUGAUUGGGACAGUCCACUUCCUGACGAUUGUAGGCCCAAAUGGGAGAAAUGGAGAAUAGAUCUUCAUCAUUUGGAAACUUUGGGCGUGGUUAAAGGUGUGUGA
Molecule: messenger RNA, 723 nt
Organism: Ruditapes philippinarum (Manila clam)
Lineage: Eukaryota; Metazoa; Mollusca; Bivalvia; Venerida; Veneridae
Exons: 1
Coding region: 1-723 (240 amino acids)
Source: RefSeq, a predicted model, not a curated record